Molecule: messenger RNA, 687 nt
Organism: Penicillium samsonianum
Lineage: Eukaryota; Fungi; Ascomycota; Eurotiomycetes; Eurotiales; Aspergillaceae
Product: GNAT family acetyltransferase
Exons: 2
Coding region: 1-687 (228 amino acids)
Molecular function (GO): acyltransferase activity, transferring groups other than amino-acyl groups
Source: RefSeq, a predicted model, not a curated record
AUGGCGCCAGAUCCAUCUGUGCCUUUUGAAAUAAAGUACGCCAAUGCAUCUGACCUGAGUGCACUCGUGAGCAUUGAAAUUCGCUCUUUUCCCUCGUCCAAUUAUAUGCGCAGCACAUACAAGGGAUGUGAUCCAUUCGCAGUUCACAUAUUCAAAACAGUCUCUUCCCUCGAGUAUUUCGCCAAAUCCGAGUGCCAUAUUCUAGCGGGUGUCGACUCUGAAGCCGGUGAUAUUAUCGCAUACAGCCGCUGGAAUAUACCAGCUAUUUACGAGUUCGAAAGAGCCGUGGACACAAGUCUGAGCAACGAUGCGCAAGCGCAAAUGCAGAAUAUGUGGGCGUAUGCCCCAAAGUUGAACAAGGGUACCUACACGUUCUACGAGGAAAUGAUAAAGCGUAGUAGGAACAUACAUCUCAAGGAAACUGAUAUUGUCCUUGAACUACUAUGCGUCUUACCAGAGUACCAAAGAAUUGGAAUAGGAAGUGCGUUUCUCAAAUGGGGUAUCCAGAAAGCAGACGCCAGUAACGCCCGGAUAUAUCUGGAAGCUACGAUGGAAGGAGUGCCAGCGUAUUUGAAGCACGGGUGGAAGAUCGUUGAGGAAAUACAGCUGGAUUACACGGAGCGUGGUGGAGAGGGAAGUCAGAAGUUCGCAUUGAUGAUCAGAGAGCCCCAGGAAACAGGGGUUUGA